AUGCUGCUGCUGUCUCUGAGUGACUUUGAAAAUAGGUUAAUCCAUAGUUCAAGAUUCAAGCACAUUGAAAGCCCUCAUUACUAUCUAGAUGAAAAUCUACAUGAAAACAAAAUUGACGAACAGGCAACCAAUGCAUCAGAAAUCAAUGUCACUUCACCCCAGAGUAGCAAGUUAAUUAAACCGAUAAAAUCAAUUUGGAGUAAAAAUGGGAGAAGGUACCUUAUUGCAGUUUCUGUUGUUUUGGCGCUCUUUGUGAUUGCCCUUGUUUUCGUCAUCACUUCAACUAAAUUGUUGAAUGACCCAGUUAAAGAAGGAGCUAAAGUGGAGAAAUUGACAAAUAUAAAGUACCAGCAAUUGAAAGCUAUUAGGACAAAUUUGAUAGACCACGAUACAUCUCGCGAUGAGUACAGUAAAAGUCACAACUGGCAAUUGGUUUUUUCAGAUGAGUUUAAUAAAGAAAAUCGAACAUUUGGUGAGCAUGAAGAUCAGUUCUUUACCGCGGUGGAUUUACAUUAUCGAGCAACGCAAGAUUUGGAGUAUUAUUUACCUCAUAUGGCAACUACCAAGAAUGGAAGUUUGGUGAUUACAUUUGACAAGUUCAAUCAUUCCAACUUGCAAUAUGUAUCAGCAAUGUUGCAAAGUUGGAACAAAUUAUGUUUUAACAAACAAGCCCGAAUUGAAGUUCGAGCAAAAUUGCCCCCAGAUGUACAGUAUGGACUAUGGCCAGCUGUUUGGUCUUUGGGAAAUUUGGCUCGUCCCGGCUAUUUGGCAACAACAGAUGGGUUAUGGCCAUACACUUAUAAUGACUGUGAUUUAGGUAUCACGCGCAACCAAUCAACUUUGAAUGAAAAUAUGUCCUACUUGCCAGGCCAGCGAUUGAGCGUAUGCACUUGUUUUGGUGAAGACCACCCAAAUACCGGUGUUGGAAGAGGUGCUCCUGAAAUUGAUAUAAUUGAAGGAUUGUUUGAGCAUGGGCGUGUUGUUGGAGUCCAAACAGUGCAAGUUGCACCAUUCGAUGAAUGGUGGAGACCCGAUUACGACUAUGUUGAUAUAAACAACAAGAACGUUACUUAUAUCAGAGAAGAUGUAGGGACAAUUUACCAAGAAUCAAUUUCGUUAGCCACGAUAUUGAAACUGGAUGGGUUUGUUGAAUUCGCCAUGGAAUACAGGAGUUUACCACUGGGACAUGGAUAUGUCAAGUUUGAAAUGAAUGGGGUUUCCAUGUUUACUAUAAAUGAAACAGCCUUGCGUGCCAAUGGAUUAAUUGGGUCGAGACAAAUAACUAAAGAACCAAUGUCAAUCAUUUUCAAUAUGGGCUUAUCCAAAAUUUGGAAUCCUAAAUUACAAAUUGACAAAUUACAAUUUCCAGCAAAGUUUUAUAUUGAUUAUAUCAGAGUAUAUCAACCUUUGGAUGCCAUGGAUUUAACCUGUGACCCAGAAGGUUUUCCGACAAGUUCGUAUAUUGAAUCACAUUUGAAUGCAUAUUUGGAUUGGGAGUUGGAUACGUGGAGUGAUGCAGGUUAUCAGUUUCCCCAAAAUUCACUUGAAAGCAAGUGCCGAUCACCGUCUGUAUUUGGAUCUGGAUGA
Lodderomyces margitis is the source of this 1587-nucleotide messenger RNA. It is a transcript of the gene KRE62, whose product is annotated as Kre62p. Gene Ontology annotation, cellular component: endoplasmic reticulum membrane; plasma membrane. Gene Ontology annotation, molecular function: glucosidase activity. NCBI's taxonomy places the organism in Eukaryota, Fungi, Ascomycota, Pichiomycetes, Serinales, Debaryomycetaceae. Gene Ontology annotation, biological process: fungal-type cell wall organization; (1->6)-beta-D-glucan biosynthetic process. The transcript has a single exon. The record is from RefSeq and is a predicted model, not a curated record. Bases 1 to 1587 code for a protein of 528 amino acids.